Molecule: messenger RNA, 6339 nt
Organism: Menidia menidia (Atlantic silverside)
Lineage: Eukaryota; Metazoa; Chordata; Actinopteri; Atheriniformes; Atherinopsidae
Source: the annotation of a GenBank genome assembly
GGCAGUCGGCGGGGAUGGGAAAUGAUGGAGGACAAAGGCCCUCGUGUAGCCGAUUACUUUGUGGUGGCCGGGCUGACGGACCCGUCCAAGCCUUUGGACCAGGAGAUCCAUUUCGACGAUGUGUGCCACAAGACGGCCAAGCCCCGGGCGCCCGUCACCGACGUGGCGUUGGUGAUCCGCUCCAUGGGCGAGGAGGUGCCUCCGGGGUUCACCUGCAUCGAGACCACGCCGACCGGCCAAUCGGCGGAUCUGAACAACGGGGGGCUCAUGGCGCCUCAGAUCUUCCUGUGCUACAGGCGAGGCCGCGACAAGCCACCGCUCACUGAUUUAGGAGAAAACCGAUUUAAGGGCUGCCACCUGAUCCAGACCACCCCCUCCGGCCGCCCCGCCAACAUCAGCGGGAACUCCUCCCAGCGCAUCUACGUCACCUACCGCCGGGCGCCCGAGAGCCAGCCGCACGCCGCCCUGGCCGUCACCGACAUAUGCAUCAUCGUCCCCAGCAAAGGGGAGGCGCCCCCGCACACCUUCUGUAAGGUGGACAAGAACCUGAACAGCAGCAUGUGGGGCUCCGCUGUCUACCUGUGUUACAAGAAGUCAGUGGCCAAAACCAACACAAUAGCUUACAAAGCAGGUUUAUUCAGCAGAUAUCCAGAGGAGGACUACGAGUCGUUCCCCCUCCCGGAGUCUGUCCCUCUCUUCUGCCUUCCCAUGGGGGCCACCAUCGAGUGCUGGCCGGCCAACACCAAAUACUCGCUCCCUGUUUUCUCCACCUUCGUCCUGACUGGAGCCUCUGGAGAGAAGGUUUAUGGAGCUGCCAUCCAGUUCUACGAGCCCUUCCCACAGGAGUGCCUGAGCGACCAGCAGAACUCCCAGCUGGGUCUCCUGGAGCCCGAACAGCCCGAGGCCGCGCCCGAUCCGGACGCCGGCGCGAGCAGCCGCUCGGCUCCCCGAGCCGUCUACACCAACAAAUGCGUCUGCCUGCUCUCCCACUGGCCCUUCUUCGACGCUUUCCGCAAGUUCCUCACAUUCCUCUAUCGCUACUCCAUCUCAGGCCCUCAUGCCCUGCCCAUCGAGAAGCACAUCUCUCAUUUUAUGCACAAAGUUCCCUUCCCUUCCUCCCAGAGGCCUCGCAUCUUGGUGCAGCUCUCCCCGCACGACAGCCUGAUGCUGAGCCAGCCAGUGUCCUCUCCUUUACCGCUCAGCGGCGGCCGUUUCUCCACGCUGCUGCAGAACCUCGGACCAGAGAACGCCGUCACCCUGCUGGUGUUUGCCGUCACGGAGCACAAGAUCCUGGUCCACUCGCUACGGCCGGCGGUGCUGACCAGCGUCACCGAGGCCCUGGUGUCCGUAAGUUACAGGCUGAAAUCCAUCCAUCCAUCCAUCCAUCCAUCCAUCCAUCCAUCCAUCCAUCCAUCCAUCCAUCCAUAUAUCUGUUUAUCCAUCCACCCAUCCAUCCAUCCAUCUAUCCCUCCCUCUCCCCAGCCACACCACCUUGGGGAUACUCAGAAUGGUUCUUGUAGUGAAUCAGCAGCACAGCUUUAUGUGAGGGUCACUGGAGUGUCUCAUCUUCCUCCUCCUCCUCCUCAGAUGAUCUUCCCGUUCCACUGGCCGUGCCCUUAUAUCCCCCUGUGCCCCCUGGCUUUGGCUGAUGUGCUGAGUGCGCCCUGUCCGUUCAUUGUUGGAGUGGACUCGCGCUACUUUGACCUUUAUGACCCGCCUCCCGACGUGAGCUGCGUGGAUCUGGACACAAACACCAUUUUUCAUAAUGAUGAUAAGCGAGCUCUCACGUGGAAGAUCCUGCCAAAGAAAGCCUGUAAAAACCUAAUGAAUGUGCUGAGCAACCUCCACCAGCAGCUGGUUGAUGGUCCAUAUCGGCCCGAUGGGUUACUUGAGCUGAGCAUGAGUGAUUCUCAUGAGCUGAGUUGUGGCAAGAGUCUCCACAUGCUGGAGCUGGAGAUCCAGGAAGCCUUCCUGCGCUUCAUGGCGGCUAUUUUAAAAGGUUAUCGCUCCUUCCUUCGACCGAUCACUCAAGCCCCUUCGGAGAAAGCCACGGACGCCAGCUCGCUCUUCGACUUGCAAGGGGCCGCGUUAGCGCACAGCGUCCCGCAGGCUGGACUGUGGGAAGACGCUGGGCUAGAGGUCAACCACCUCCUGAAACGCACGGCCGUCCGGUCCGGAACGCAGCUGCUCGCAGCCCGUGAGGCCGGGUCCAGCUCCUGGAACGGAGCCAGGUUUCUGAAGAGCCGCGACCGCUCCCACCAGAAGUUCUACUCUCUCAUGACGAAGACGCAGAUGUUCAUCCGCUUCAUCGAGGAGUGCUCGUUUGUCAGCGACAAAGACGCCAGCCUGGCCUUCUUCGACGACUGCGUGGACAAACCUAACAUGCAUUCUGCUGCUGUCUGCUUCCAAUCUCUUGAGUUUCUCUCUGUUUUCCCUCCUGCCUCCUCUGGAGAGCAGCUUUACAAUUCAGAGCGGAGCGCAGACAAAGGAGGAAAGGUGGACGCCGACAGGGCGGAGGAGACCAGGCUGAUAGAGAUUGAUGAGUCCCAGCGCAGUGAGCACACAGUGUUCAUCACACCUCCAGAGCUGCCGCCUCUGCCCGAGGGGGAGGAACACCCCCUGUGCUACAGGUAUGAUGGCUUCCCCGUGUUGAGUCUGGACUUGUUCGACCCCAUUGAGGGUCUGCGGACGCCCUCUUCCCGGCUCGCUGCCAGGCAGAGCUGCCCGACAAGCCCCGCCCCCAUGUUCAGGCGCACCAAACAGGAGAUUAAAUCAGCCCAGAAGAUAGCUAAGAAGUACUCGUCCAUCCCUCAGCUGUGGUCCAAGUGCCUGCUGCGUCACUGCUACGGCCUGUGGUUCAUCUGUCUGCCCGCCUAUGUCAAAGUGUGUCACUCCAAGGUUCGAGCCCUUCGCACCGCCUACGAUGUCCUCAGGAAGAUGCAGAUGAAGAAGUUACAGCCCCCCGAUGAGGUGUGCUACCGCGUGCUGAUGCAGCUGUGUGGGCAGUACGGUCAGCCCGUGCUGGCCGUCAGGGUCCUCUUUGAGAUGAAGAAGGCCGGAGCUGUGUUGGAGAGCACGUGGCCCUCCAGCACCAGGGGAGGCUACUUCCUGUGGAUGAAGCUGAGGAACGUGAUCCUGGGGGUGGCGCAGUUCAAACGGGCUCUGCGACGCCACGCCCCCCUCACCCAGAGCCCUCUGUCAGAUGGCAGCGACCUGGACGCUGUGAGUCACGGCAGCCUGGAUAGCUCAGCCGACACUAACCAGUCCGAGCAGCAGCCGGCUGACGAUAGAUCUAGCACAGUCAGCCGUCGGGGCGGCGGCGUGGGCGCCAGACCCGUGGCGGCCCACUCACACUGGGGGGGCUCUGAGCUCAGAGAAGCCACUCUCCACCCAGGUGACCAGUCAGAUCUGGGUUAUAACUCCUUGUCCAAAGAAGAGGUGCGCAGAGGAGACCCCAGUGUCCAAGACUCCGCCCCCGACAGAGACGACAGGAAGGAGAGCGACUGCAGCUCCUUGUCAGAGACGGAAAGCGCAAAGGGGAGUAAGGACUGCCUCCCUCAGCUGGACGUGGAGGUCAGCUCCUCCUUCAGGCCCCGCGGCAUCGUGCGCAGCAGCUACCCGUUCGAGGACUCGAGCCGCAAACCCAAAAGCUCCGCCAGUGCAGACCACGUCGCCGGCCUCCUCUUCACCAGCUCCCUGGACGAGAUCGGCGAGGUCCACUCCAACGCUCUGCUGAAGAGACACCGGAGCGCCCUGGAGGAGGUGGUGGGCGGCGGCUCGCCUCUGGACUGGCAGGCCGCCAGAGCCCGCCGGCACAGCGGCGACACGGUGGGCAGCGGGGGCAGCGGGACCACCGUCCUGGGCCUCGGGAUGAGCCAGGGCGAAACCGACCCCGACAGGAUCGCCGGGCACCUGGGCGCGGACGCCCGGAUCCUCUCUGCCGCCAACUAUAGCAAGAGCAAGAGCCCGCUCUCACUGGGGGUGAGCCGGUCGGAGGGGUUGGAGGCUAAGGUGACCAGAGGCCGCCCCCGCAGGGAGGAGGACGAGGAGCUGGAGGCGCAGGACUCCAGCGACGAAGACCCGAGUCUCACGGAGGCCAUUUUCGACCUGGAGGAUCUGGAUCCAGACAGGCCUGCCACAAAGGCCGCCUCCCAGAAGGAGCCCGUCGAACGCAGCGCCAGCUUCGGAGGGGUGGGCGCGGCCGGGUCCAAAGGAGCGGUCAAACGCACCGGCAUCAAAACAGGGUACGACCCUCUGUCCCUGCUGGCCGCGGAGACCAAGACCCAGACCCAGACCCAGAUCCAGAGCCAGACCCAGAGCGAGCAGCACCAGGCCCACCGGGACCCAGAGGGGGACGAGGCCACCACGCCCAGAGCCCCCAGGAACCUGGCCAGGGAGAUCGAGCUGUACAUGAACCACAUGGACAGCCCGCUGAGCAGCCGGGCGCCCAGCCUGGACCUGCAGGACCCGGUCAGCCCCCUCCUGCUCCACCCCACCUCUGGCCUGCGGCGCUCCAGCCUGCCCCACAGCUCCCCCCUCAGGACGGCCGGCGUGCCCCGCUCCCGCACCUUCCACCAGACCUCGCCCUCCCAGCCCAUCUCCCGCCAGCGCCUGUGGUCGUCCCCCCCGUGCCAGAGCUCCAGCACCAGCCCCAGCCCUCGGCCCAGCCCCCUCAGGGAGGUGCCCGACCGCACCGGCCUGGCCUCUCCCUCCCCCUCCUCCUCCUCUUUCGCUCUGGACACGCUGCUCACGCCCACCCUGGACGUGUUCAAAACCAGCAUGUUCUCCGCGGGGAAGGGCGUGGCCGAGAAGGCCAGCCGCUGGUAUUCCCGCCUGGCCACCUACACCACCCCCACCAAGGACAACGGUGACCGUCUGAGCGUGUCCUCCUUCGGCGUUGGAGAUCCAGACUGCUCCUCCCUGCUGGAUGAGGAGGACUGUGGGGAGUUGGAGUGCCCUGUGAUCUCUCCCCGGAGGAACGGCCCCAUGGGGCCCCGCCGGAGCCCCAGACGCAGCCCCCUCCCCAGCAGGCUGGGCAGCCCCACCACCGGCUGCAGCCUCGGGAGGCCCUCGUCUUUUCUUCCUGGAUGUGUCCUGUCUCCUCCUGGUUUCCCGCUGCCGGAUAAGUCUGACCUCGGCUCUUCACGCUACACCAGCAACACCAGCGUGUUCAACAACUACGCCAUGGAGCUGCUGAUAUCCAGCUGCUCCCGCUGUAAGACGUGCGACUGCCUGGUGUACGACGAGGAGAUCAUGGCUGGCUGGACAGCCGACGACUCCAACCUGAACACCACCUGCCCCUUCUGUGGAAACCCCUUCCUGCCUUUCCUCAACGUGGAGAUCAGAGACAUGAGGGGACCCGGCAGGCUUUUUCUGAAGGGCAGCCCUUCGGUCGAGGAGGCCAUGACGUCGUCGUACUCCACCUCCACGGGUCUGGACACGGGAACAUCCACCCUGUCUACGCCCUGUCCCACGACAGCUCUGUCGCCUCCCUCCCCCACCAUCGCCGGGCAGCAGGGCUCUGAAAGGACUCGGUCCGUCAGGGCUCAAGGUAUCAGCAUCCCUGCGGAGCGGCAUCAGGGCGGGCUGUCCGGGACGCCCAUGACCCGGAGCGUGAGCGCCUUCUGUCCUCUGGAGGAGGCGUCCGGCUUCAACCGCCGCAUGCCCACGUCAGGGAGCCUGCCCACCCGUCUGAAUGAAAACACGGACCCUCUGAGUAUGGAGUGGCGGCUCCACAACCCCGAGCCGGUCACCGUGCCCUACCUGAGCCCUCUGGUGCUGUGGAAGGAGCUGGAGAGUCUGCUGGAGAACGAGGGCGACCCGGUGAUCACGGAGGCCGACAUGGUGGACCACCACCCCAUCAUCUACUGGAACCUGGUGUGGUACUUCAGACGGCUGGACCUGCCCAGCAACCUGCCCGGUCUCAUCCUCACCUCUGAGCACUGCAACAGAGACUCCCAGGUCAGCCCCCGACCCGACCCGGUUCCCCUCUACGGGGGGGGGGGAGCGCCCGGCUCAGAGUCUCUGUGUGCUCUUUCACAGGUCCCCCGUCACUGGAUGUCAGAGGACAGUAAACACGUGCUGAUCCAGAUCCUGUGGGACAACCUGAAGCUGCACCAGGACCCCGUCCAGCCUCUCUACAUCCUCUGGAACACAUACAGUGUGGGGUACCCUCUGUCCCGGCCGGUCCCGGAGGAGGAGCAGCCGCUCAGCGAGGAGCUGCUGCAGGGCGUGGUGAGGAGCAUCCAGAGGAACGACGUGGGCCGGCCCCUGGCCCAGCUGCUGCAGGGGCUGGGCCGCACGCUGGGGGCCCGCAGGCAACGGUCAGUUAAACUCUAA